Molecule: messenger RNA, 3355 nt
Organism: Onthophagus taurus
Lineage: Eukaryota; Metazoa; Arthropoda; Insecta; Coleoptera; Scarabaeidae
Gene: Cpap1-h
Product: cuticular protein analogous to peritrophins 1-H
Cellular component (GO): extracellular region
Molecular function (GO): chitin binding
Source: RefSeq, a predicted model, not a curated record
GCCGAACCGAGAGACUCUUUGGUCGUGCCCGCCAUUCGAAAUCGCGGAGCAGUCGUCGCCAGGUGGUAAACUCUUCGAGGAAAAUCGCGCGCGCGAAAUUCCCAAUAGUUUUUAACAACCAGCCAGUGAAACUUCGUGUAAAAGAAGGCGACGUUUCACCACAGAAAGAGAAUCAACCGAUGUGCGACAUCCAAAUUGUUUGGAAACAUAUUUAUUACUGUACCAGGUACCUCAAAGUUACUCUAUUCGCGAUAUCUCCAGUUUCAAUUCGUAAAGUAAAAAGGUACCUGAGAUAUUUAGAUCCGGAUUGGUUACUAUAUUUGUAAAAGAACAUAAAAUAAUUAGAAUUAGAGAUAUUCAAGAUUCUUCGUGGUUUAGGAAGAUCCGUUUUGGACGUGGCUGUGAUCUAUUUGAAAUAUUCGUUUUGUGCCACACUUCUUGUUUUAUUAGCCUACCUUUACGUGAAGUACUUCACCAAGGAACUGGAGGAUUGAAAAUCCGACGAGUGCCAAAGUGAAAUGCGUUAAACGCCGUCAUCACCAUUACAAGAGAACGUUCUACAUACUCGAUAAUGAAAAGGCCACCCGGACUUUGGUGUCUUCUCAUAAUAGCCACAUUCUGGUUGUGCAUACAAGAUGUUAAUUCGCUAAGGGCCACAGCUUUGAUAUUAGGAAAAAGCCCAUCGACCACAACCACUACAACGGAGGCACCCCAAGAAAUCGAUGGCCAAGAAGUAAUUACUGAAUCUAGUGUUUCUGAAGAAACCCAAAAUGUUACAAAACCCAUUUUAACGGGAAACCCCCAAAUAGAUUAUAUUUGGGAUCCGAAUCUUCCAAGAGAAUUAAAUGGAUACAACUUGAGUGAAUAUCCAUUCUAUGAUGGAUUGCCUGAAGAUAUUACUUUCAAGUGUGACGGUCUUCACGAUGGCUUUUAUGCAAGCGUACCUCACAAAUGUCAGGUUUAUCAUCAUUGUCUUUUCGGAGUCCGCUACGACUUUUUAUGCGCCAAUUACACAGCUUUUGACCAAAAAACGUUUAUUUGCCACUUCGUUUCUGAAGUUGAUUGUGUGAAUUCAAAAAAAUUUUGGCAUAGAAACGAUGCUUUGUAUCAAGCAGCAACGACAACAACAGUAAAACCAACAGUUAUUGUAACUCAACCUCCAGCUCCAGUUACACCCGUCCCAAUAAUGCCCAUUUUAAAUCGAAGACCCGGAGCCACUGGUCCUGGAAGAGGAUUUCGUUACAGAAAACCGCCCAAAAGAUACGAAUACUAUGACGAUGAAUACGUAGAUGAAGAAUACGAAGAAAGGAGAUAUCAAAAAAGGCCUCAUUAUAGGCGGCCCGUUUAUGAAGACGAUUACGAAGAGUACGAAGAUGAAGUUUAUUCGAAAAGAAGACCAUCAAGGAGGCGUCCUGACCGCCGAGGACAAAAUCGUAGAAACAAAGAAGAUAGACGUCGUUACGAAGAUGACGAAGAUUAUGAUAGAGAUAUUGAAGAGAGUCGCGAUGAUGAAGAAGAAGUUCGCAGACCCAAUCGAAAACGAAGACCGAACAAGCGAAGACCCGCAGAAGAUGAAGAUUAUGAUAGACACUAUGAACGACCACAAAAAAGGACUAGACGACCAAUUGAUGAUGAUGAUUACGAUGACGAAGCACCGAGAAGAAAUCGAAAAAAGAAUCGAAAUAGAGAUUCUGACGGCGAUAAAGAAAUGGAAGAUCGACCCAAAAGGAAUAAAAGCGACGAGAGACCAAGAAAUAAUCGGAACGAAGAAAGAAGUCGAAGUAACGACGAUAAACCCAAACCAAAACAACCAGAAGUUAAAGUAAAAAGUGAUGUGAGUACUGAAGAACCACCAUUAACAAAAGCCCCGCUUUCGGUUUAUGAAAGAAAAAGACCGCCUAAGAUAAGACCUCCGGUUCCUUUAAAUGAGCAAAGUAAAUACGUACCAAAAACAACUACUUCUUCCCCAAUCGAGUACGAAUAUUAUGAUGAUUAUGAAGAAGAAGAGGUUGUAAGGGAUACAAAAAAAACUCAAGAUAGAAACCAAGAUAGAAACCAAGAUAGAAAUCAAGAUAGAAAUCAGGAUAGAAACCAAGAAAGAAACCAAGAUAGGAAUCAAGAUAAGAACCAAGAAAGAACUCAAAGUAGAAAACCAGAAAGAAAACCUCCAAACAGAUCAUAUUUUAAUAAACCAAAAUCGUCAGAAUAUGAUGAUGAAGAGGUGUAUAAGAGACCAACAACAACAAAAAGGCCACAAAACUCUAAAGAUAGACGUUUAGGUUCCGGAAGUAGAAGACGACCUGUAAUUGAAGAAUACGCAGAUUAUGAAGAAAGUUUAAGCAAAUCUACAGAAGAACCAACAACAACCAUCAAAGAAAUUGUCAAAGAUAUCGUUCCAGAAACAAUUAAAGAAAAACAAGAACCAGUUAUUAAAGUUGUAAAGCGUCCAUUUUUACCCAGUAGGGGUGGUAAUCCUUAUUCGGCAAGAGGAUUACAUCCGAUAGGUCUUAAAUCUGAAGAAGUUGUCAGCACAAAAUUUAACCCACCCCUAAAAGAACAAGAAAAUCUUAGACAAGAUCAACCGGAAGAAACUCAAAAAGCAAAACCUUUAUCAAAAUUAAAAACUAAAUCUGAAGAGGAUUUUAAACCAAUCACAAACCGACCGGUGAGUCGUAUUAAUAUAGUUAAAAUCACGACGACAACAACAACAACUGAAAAACCGAUUGAAAAAAAUCCGUUAGAUUUAGAUGAAAAUGAAUAUGAUGUGACGUUGAAUGAUGCUUUAAAUCCAACCAUACCUAAUUUGCCAAUACGUAACUUUCCAACGGGAUUUUCCUCGCAAAACGAUUACAAUUACAAUGCCGUACAAAGAAAUCGUUAUGUAGCAGCUGAUCCUACGCUAAAUCAAGCCAGUUCGGAUUAUGUUUAUAGAAUUGAACCGCUUCAAUCUCCAAGAUACGUCCCUGUCUAUCAAACGUUUAGGCAAACACCCCGACAACAACAAGCAUUUUAUGCCGGAUAUUAAAAUUUUAAAUUAGAAAUAAAAUACAGUGAAGAAUAAUUUUAGUUUUUUUUUGGUAAAGAAAUUUUAUGAAAAAGAGCUAUUUGCCAUAACGUUUUGAAGGAAAUCCAUCUUAAGUAUGUACGUAUUUAUAUUGAAAUCCGCAAAAUGUGGAUGGUUACUAAGUUAUUUUCAAAAAAUUUGUAAAGAAACAAAAUUUGAAAAGAUGUGGUGUCGAAAAGGUUGUGUCAUUUGAUUUAUUAUUAAUAAGUAAUUUAAUGAUUAAGCGAUGAAUUCUUUUUGUAAUAUAUGAGGACGUAUGAUCUUUAGAAUAAAGUAUAUUUAUAACUAAAA